This is a messenger RNA of Penicillium argentinense, 930 nucleotides long. Its product is annotated as NAD(P)-binding protein. The coding region runs from base 1 to 930 and encodes 309 amino acids. The transcript is spliced from 3 exons. Lineage: Eukaryota; Fungi; Ascomycota; Eurotiomycetes; Eurotiales; Aspergillaceae. The record is from RefSeq and is a predicted model, not a curated record.
AUGAACCGUGUUGCUAUUGUUGGGCGGCUCGAUUGGCUCUGCAGUGCUCCAGGCUUUGAUAUCUUCGGGGAAGGACGUGACUGUCUUCUCGCGCUCAUCUUCGUCAGCUGUUUCCCCGAAUCUGCUCGAGUUCUUCGAGGAGUCUAUGAGGAUCAAAUCUUCCUUCGGGAUGGAUUGAUGGGGAUAGAAGCCCUCGUGUUAUGUGUCAGGACCCUCAUUCCGUCUACUCAGAUUCCAUUCAUCGAUGCUGCUAUAUCAGCUGGUGUAAAAUGGAUUAUUCCGAGCGAAUUUGGGACAGACAGCGGUAACUCUGAAUACGCCGCCGAAGUCCCCAUCAUUCCGCCCAAGGUAGAUGUUCAAGAAUAUUUAAAUGAGCAAGUCGCCAAGACACAGUCGCAAUUCAUGUGGACAGGCGUUAUUAACGGCCUAGUCCUUGACUGGUCACUUCCUCGCGGAGUACUUGGCAUUGACACCAGUGGGAAAAAGGUUGUUCUCCUAGACCAGGGAGCCGCGAAGGUCAAUAUGACAACAUUGCCGACUAUAGGACGUGCCGUUGUCAGUCUUCUUGAACUGUCAUUUGAGCAAAGACUCAUGUUUGCCAACAAGUUGGUGUACAUCUCCUCCUUCUGUAUCUCUCAAGUUGAUCUACUAGAGAGUGUACAACGGGUCACAUCGUCCCCGCAAUCUGCUUGGGAGGUUCAGUACCAGGAUACGGAGGAGAAACUUGCUACUGGCAAGGAAAAACUCAAACAAGGGGACGCGUUCGGUCACGCUGAUUUGAUAUACGGUCAUGUGUUCAAAGAGGGGGCAGGUGGCGACUAUCAGUCUAGGGUUGGCGUAAGUAACGAAGUUCUUUCACUUCCAAAAGAAGAUUUAGAUGAAGAGGUGAAGAGGGUUUUGGACGCUGAAAGAUCGCUUCUUGUUUCUUAA